Molecule: messenger RNA, 1044 nt
Organism: Saccostrea cuccullata (small rock oyster)
Lineage: Eukaryota; Metazoa; Mollusca; Bivalvia; Ostreida; Ostreidae
Exons: 4
Coding region: 588-944 (118 amino acids)
Source: RefSeq, a predicted model, not a curated record
UAUGGAUCAGAUUAAAGGAUUAGUUGAGCUUAAAUAACUAUUAUUGAAAUUAAUAUUGUAUCUUUACUACAAUAUUUAAACAAACUUCCACGUUUGAGAUGUAUGGGUCAUCAUCCAAUAGAAAUCUUCGUUAUAAAAUCACGUGGUGGCUGGGAUAAUUUUAAUUAAGCAGUUCAUUGAUUUGCUGUUAAGGGGGAUUGUCAAUUGUAAACAAGUUCGCGUCAUUUGGACUCUUUUUGAAUUAUUUAAUAUAGAUUAUCACCAAUAAAGUUCCAUCGAUUAGAGUUAUAUUGAUGAUAAAACCGUCCAUUCUUAGCUGGGUGGUAGAUUCAUAUAAAACUAGUCGGGGGCGACUUCUGUUCGGAUAUAAAUUGAUUAAACAUUUCAGAUUCCGUGUUUUAGUUUUUCCUUACAUCGGUGGACGAUCAGUUAACUUUUUAAUUCUUGUGACAGUUUUUACAUCAACAUGAUAAUUGCAAAUUUUCGUCUCUAGCUCUUUAGAUAACAGAGGAUUGUGUUUUGUCACUAACAGAUAAUAUUUUUAACCACAUAAAAAAACUUUCUAAAUUUUAAUUUAAUUCCGGAGAAUGGUGUCAAAGCUUUUUUGGUUACUGGUAUCAACCCUGAUAUCUUUAGGCAUUUGUACCCAGAAGAGAGCACUACCGGAUCCUAAAUCAUUUGAUGGAAUGAUGGCAGCCAUUUCUUUACCCACAAUGCAACAAGAGAACUUCCAGAAAAUGUGUUUACAAAAUAUACCAACACAGGUUUUACUUCAAGAAGUUUAUACUCGAAUGGGAAAAGAAGAUGCAAUGAGUAAAACAUUUCCCGAACCUGUUGAUCCCAUCGAACCAGAAUUACAACGGACAUCACAUGAGGAUAGUAGUAUCAGGACACAAAAACGUAGGGGAAGAAAUCGAAUUUCCGGAUUUUACAGUAAUUGGUAGACAAACUUUAAAAGAUUCUACCACUGAGAACAAUAAAGAAAUCUCUGUGUUAUUAAAGUAUUUAUGAUGUAUGCUCGUUAAAUAAAUGAUAAAUGCAUAA